UCCAGACCUCCCUUCUCCUGUCUCUGCGGCGGCGGAUUGAAGCCAACAAACCCUAACCCGAAGCUUCAGAUCUACCUCUACGAAAGAAGAAUACGAUCCAUGGCCUCUUUCACCGAAGCUCCUCCAGGUGAUGCCAAGUCUGGAGAGAAGAUCUUCAAGACCAAGUGCUCGCAGUGCCACACCGUCGAGAAGGGAGCCGGCCACAAGCAAGGACCAAACUUGAAUGGACUUUUUGGGAGACAAUCUGGUACCACUCCCGGUUACUCAUACUCUACUGCCAACAAGAAUAUGGCUGUCAUUUGGGAGGAGUCAACUUUGUAUGAUUACUUGCUGAACCCUAAGAAGUACAUUCCUGGAACUAAGAUGGUUUUCCCUGGUCUGAAGAAGCCUCAGGAGCGCAGUGAUCUCAUCGCAUAUCUCAAAUCAUCCACGGCUUAAUUUAUUGUCUUUUCUUCAUGUGAGCUUAUGGUUUCACCUCUAGAUCUCAGAUAUACUCUGCUUGUAAUUAGCAGCAGAAACUUGAAAAAUUUUCUUGCCCUUGCAAAUUAAUUGCCACUUGGAGGAUUGUUCCUCCAGAUACCUCCCAUUAGUAUUGUACCUGCUAAACUGCUGGUGGAAUAUAAUAAAUACAAACUUGAAUUUUUAUCAA
Messenger RNA from Zingiber officinale, 649 nucleotides. RefSeq names its product cytochrome c-like. The transcript is spliced from 3 exons. Gene Ontology annotation, molecular function: electron transfer activity; heme binding. Gene Ontology annotation, cellular component: mitochondrial intermembrane space. Gene Ontology annotation, biological process: mitochondrial electron transport, cytochrome c to oxygen; mitochondrial electron transport, ubiquinol to cytochrome c. Bases 100 to 438 code for a protein of 112 amino acids. The record is from RefSeq and is a predicted model, not a curated record. Lineage: Eukaryota; Viridiplantae; Streptophyta; Magnoliopsida; Zingiberales; Zingiberaceae.